Messenger RNA from Pangasianodon hypophthalmus (striped catfish), 1876 nucleotides. It is a transcript of the gene dcun1d2a, whose product is annotated as DCN1, defective in cullin neddylation 1, domain containing 2a. The record is from RefSeq and is a predicted model, not a curated record. Bases 151 to 1035 code for a protein of 294 amino acids. Gene Ontology annotation, biological process: protein neddylation; positive regulation of ubiquitin-protein transferase activity. Gene Ontology annotation, cellular component: ubiquitin ligase complex. Lineage: Eukaryota; Metazoa; Chordata; Actinopteri; Siluriformes; Pangasiidae. The transcript is spliced from 6 exons. Gene Ontology annotation, molecular function: ubiquitin conjugating enzyme binding; cullin family protein binding; ubiquitin-like protein binding.
CUUCUGAUAGGAAACUAACAAAUCUUUACGCUUGCUUCAUGUCUGUUUUAACUUGUGUGUUUUGAUGAUAACCCUGGGGUCUUAUUAACACCAGUUCCUGUUUAUGUCUUUCAUACGUCUCCUAACUGUCCGGCGUCUCUGAGUUUCUUGAUGUGGGUAUUUUUGUUUCUUGCUUGUCUCUGUUUGUACACACUGUUGACUGUCCUGCUCCGUGUGUCGACGUGUGUGACUGAGAGCUUCUCCUCUGUGCCUGUUCAGCAUAAGCUGAAAUCUUCGCAGAAGGACAAAGUACGACAGUUCAUGUCCUUCACACAAGCAGGGGAGAAGACAGCUGUGUACUGUCUCACUCAGAAUGACUGGAAACUAGAGGUGGCCACUGACAACUACUUCCAAAACCCGGAUCUGUACUUCAAGGAAUCCAUGAAAACCUCAGUAGACCGAAAGAAGCUGGAGCAGCUCUACAACAGAUACAAAGAUCCUCAGGAUGAGAAUAAGAUUGGGAUUGAUGGUAUCCAACAGUUUUGCGAUGACCUCAACCUGGAUCCGGCCAGCAUAAGCGUUCUGGUAGUAGCAUGGAAGUUCCGAGCAGCAACACAAUGCGAGUUCAGCAAAAAGGAGUUCCUUGAUGGCAUGACUGAACUAGGAUGUGACAGUCCAGAGAAACUCCGCAGUCUGCUUCCUCGCUUGGAACAGGAACUGAAAGACAGUGGAAAGUUUAAGGACUUCUACCAGUUUACAUUUAAUUUUGCAAAGAAUCCUGGGCAGAAAGGUUUAGAUUUGGAGAUGGCAGUCGCUUACUGGAACCUAGUUCUGACAGGCCGUUUCAAGUUUCUUGACCUCUGGAAUACAUUUUUAUUGGAACACCAUAAGAGAUCUAUUCCCAGGGAUACCUGGAACUUGCUUCUAGAUUUUGGCAACAUGAUUGCAGAUGACAUGUCAAACUAUGAUGAGGAAGGAGCGUGGCCAGUCCUAAUAGAUGACUUUGUGGAAUUUGCUCGGCCAAUCGUGACUGGAUCAAAGCACAAAAGUGUAUAGAUCUGUUGAUGGUGGCAGUUUGACACUAUGGGCCUGUGUUGCCUCACUGACUUCAGCUUUUUUUUUUAAAAAAAAGACUUGUAUGAAACACAUACAAAAAGGAAAACAUGGAGAAACACUUGAACCCGGCGGGCUUGAUGAAGAGAAAGGGGGAUAGAAGGGACUCAAACCUUCAAGCAAUACAAAGAAGAAAAAAAAGCAGGUGAAGGUCCGAUACUCAAGAUUUCUUUUAGAGCUGUCACAUGCACAAUGUCAGCUGCUGCUGCUGCUGGCAAACUAAUCCUGUCCAGAGACCCUGAGGGAUUCUGGAGGAUCUCUGCAAAUCCCGUACCUCAUUCUCAUUGCAGACAAUUACACACUUGCACACUUCCCCCAUUCACGUACACAAAUCAUAGAAAACUAGAAGAGUACGAGACGAAAUGUGGUUCAAGAGUCCUUUUUCCAGCAUGCGUACCUCCUGUAGGACUUGACAAGAUGAGUAGAUCAGAUGCACUUUUAAAACCAGAGCCCCAUGGACAGAGCAACAUGCAGCUCAUGCCACCAGCACACUUGUUGCCAUUGUAAAAUACUGUAGCGGUAUGUACAGAAAUAAAUAUUAUAAAUAAACAAUAUUUUAUAAAGUAUAAAAGAACCAUUUAUUAAUAUGUGUGGAGGAUAAAUUGUGUAAAUGAACUAAUUAACUCGUCAAUGCAUCAAUAAUAUGAUUUCAUUUUUGACCACAUAAUACACUAAUGUCUGCUGUCUUGCAGACUCUGUUGUGAAAGAAUGCCAUUCAGUGUUUCUCAAUUUUGUUUACCAGAUGCCAGGAUUAUGUUAUAAAAUAAAUUAUUGCCUCUAAGUA